Molecule: messenger RNA, 4373 nt
Organism: Salvelinus fontinalis (brook trout)
Lineage: Eukaryota; Metazoa; Chordata; Actinopteri; Salmoniformes; Salmonidae
Product: zinc finger and BTB domain-containing protein 25-like
Exons: 3
Coding region: 130-1539 (469 amino acids)
Biological process (GO): regulation of transcription by RNA polymerase II
Cellular component (GO): nucleus
Molecular function (GO): DNA-binding transcription factor activity, RNA polymerase II-specific; RNA polymerase II cis-regulatory region sequence-specific DNA binding; protein binding
Source: RefSeq, a predicted model, not a curated record
GAAUAGCAUGCUCAGUUGACAAUCACAUAUGAAGACGUGAGAGACUGCGAGAAUUUCUCUGCAGCAACAAAUAGACUCCGAAAUAUAAACCUGUGUUUCGCAAAUAGGUGGAGGUCGAGAAGUGGCAUCAUGGACGUGUCCAGCCACAGCCUGUUCCUCCUGCAGCAGCUCAACAUCCAGAGGGAGUUCGGCUUCCUGUGUGACUGUACUGUCGCCAUUGGCAACGUGUACUUCAAGGCCCACCGGGCCGUCCUGGCUGCCUUCUCCAACUACUUCAAGAUGAUCUUCAUUCAUCAGUCAAGUGAGUGCAUUAAAAUACAGCCCACGGACAUCCAGCCGGAUGUGUUCAGCUACCUGCUCCACAUCAUGUACACUGGCAUGGGCCCCAAGCAGCCAGUGGACCAGGGCCGCCUGCAGGAGGGCAUCAAGUUUCUCCAUGCCUACCAGCUGUGCCGUAACCCCGACGAGGGGUCCCCCGAUGUCGGCGACCUGGUCCGUAUGUCCAACCUGUACGGUAUUCAGAUUUCAUCCCAGUUGGCCAACAAAGAGGGUACUGGGGGCCCUAAAGGUAGUGCAGGGACCCGAGGAGGCGGCGGCCCGCAGGACGGGCGUUCGUCCACCCAGGCGGGCCGCUCCCACGCCGCACAGUUCUCGAUGACCGUGGGGAUGGAGGGCAUCCCCUCCUCGGACCGUCAGCCCUUCUCUGGUCUCCUCCGUGGCGUCUCCUCAGUGGCUUCCGGCGACGACUCAAACAUCUCGACACGCAUCAAGCAGGAGAGGGUGGAGGAAGGGGAGGGAGAGGAGGGCCACCAGGCACUGGGAAGGGUAGGGUCCCCAACGUCUCCUUCAGCCCAGGGCGGCAGCCCCUGCCAGGGCCUCCUGUUCAAGGAUGGCCCUCUGGUGCUGCUGUGCCCCCACUGUGGCCAGCGCUGCUCCUCCCCCGAGGGGCUCCGCAAGCACCUGUUCAGCCAUGCCGCCUGCACCAUGGAUCCCAGUGGACUAAUGGAGGGCCUCUCCCAGGGCGGGGUAGGGGACCCGGAGGGCCCUGAGGACCAGCAGCAACGUGGGGCCCCCCAGGAUCAGCUAGAUGCAGGCUGCUUGGAGGAGGCCCUGCGGCAGAGCCAGGCCUUAGCUAAUGAGCUAGCUGCUGAGCUAAGUUGGAGCAGGGGCGGUAUAGCCAUUGGCACUAGUCCACCCCCCACCACCAACUCCACUACCAGUCAAUCACGAAAGCGCAAGAUCGCUUGUGCUGUGUGCAGCUUGCGCUUCGCCCAGAAGAGCCAGCUGCAGGAGCACAUGUAUACUCACACGGGCAAGCCAUCACACUACCACCGCUACAGCCGCCUCUGCAGCCAGCUCAUCCACGCCUCUGGACACUUCUGCGAGGGGCCACCGGAGGGCGGCGUUGGGGUGGCAGCAAGCACCACAGUAAUGUUGGCAGAGGAGUCCAACAGGGAAGCUCAGGACAAUGGCAGCUCCUGCUAUUCGCUAGACUCUGAGAUCUCACAAGAGAGCGUGGAUGCCGUCACUGUGGAAUGAAAGUGGGAAAAACUGUAAAAAUAAUUCCAGAUAGUACCUCCUGUUUCAGUUUGUUUUCUUCGGUUUGAUUCCUACUGAACAUGACCUUGUUUCAGUUGCAGGGAUACCUUACCUUUUGUCAUUAUCCUUCCACUUAUAUCCUGUCUUUUGUCGAUACUGUCAUCUUUCUGUUGGUUAGAUGAAACCCUGUGAUGUGAUUCCAGUGUAAACCGUAUCUUAUUUUAUUCAGUGAAUGUCUGAAUAGAAUAGAACAUUGUUUUUACACGAUACCUGUGUUCUCUCUCUGUUGUCAUAUGUUACCAGCUGAUAUUGAUUGGAAUUUAGCAAAUACUAUGUAUCUGCAUUUAUUUCUGAGAAUUUGCACUUUCCGAAAUAAGUAGCUGUUGAAACAGGUACAGCACCAGUCAAAAGUUUGGAUACACCUACUCAUUCCAAGGUUUUCCAUUAUUUUCACUAUUUUCUACAUUGUAGAAUAAUAGUGAAGAAAACGAAAAUGUGAAAUAAUACAUGGAUUUAUGUAGUAACCCAAAAAGUGCCUUGAUGACAGCUUUGCAUUCUCUCAACCAGCUUCAUGAGGUAAUCACCUGGAAUGCAUUUCAAUUAACAGGUGUGCUUUGUUAAAAGGUAAUUUGUGGAAUUUCUUAAUUAGUUUGAGCCAAUCAGUUGUGUUCUGACAAGGUAGGGGUGGUAUACAGAAGAUAGCCCUAUUUGGUAAAAGACCAAGUCCAUAUUAUGGCAAGAACAGCUCUUAUAAGUAAAAGACAAAUGACAGUCCAUCAUUACUUUAAGACAUGAAGGUUAGUCAAUUCGUAAUGUACAGAACUUUUAAGGUUUCUUCAAGUGCAGUCGCAAAAACCAUCAAGAGCUAUAAUGAAACUGGCUUUCAUGAGGACCACCACAGGAAAGGAAGACACAGAGUUACCUCUGCUGCAGAGGAUAAGUUCAUUGGAGUUACCAGCCUCAGAAAUUGCAGCCCAAAUAAAUGCUUCAAAGAGUUCAAGUAACAGACACAUCAACAUCAACUGUUCAGAGGAGACUGCAUGACUCAGGCCUUCAUAGUCUAAUUGCUACAAAGAAACCACUACUAAAGGACACCAAUAAGAAGAACAGAGACGCUUGGGCCAAGAAACACGAGCAAUGGACAUUAGACCUGUGGAAAUCUGUCGUUUGGUCUGAUGAGUCCAAAUAUGAGAUUUUUGGUUCCAACUGCCGUGUCUUUGUGAGACGCAGAGUAGGUGAAUGGAUGAUCUCUGCAUGUGUGGUUCCCACCAUGAAGCAUGGAGGAGGAGGUGUGAUGGUGUGGGGGUGCUUUACUGGUGACACUGUGACACUAUUUUGAAUUCAAGGCAUGCUUAACCAGCAUGGCUACCACAGCAUUCUGCAGCGAUACGCCGUCCCGUCUGGUUUGGGCUUAGUGGGACUAUCAUUUGUUUUUCAACAGGGCAAUGACCCAAACACACCUCCCAGGCUGUGUAAAGGCUAUUUGACCAAGGAGAGUGAUGGAGUGCUGUAUCAGAUGACCUGGCCUCCACAAUCACCUGACCUUAAGCCAAUUGAGAUGGUUUGGGAUGAGUUGGACCACAGAGUGAAGGAAAAGCAGGCAACAAGUGCUCAGCAUAUCCUUCAAGACUUGGAAAAGCAUUCCUCAUGGAGCUGGUUGAGAGAAUGCCAAGAGUGUGCAAAGCUGUCAUCAAGGCAAAGGGUGGCUACUUUGUGUUCACACUUUUUUGCCGGCUACAUGAUUCCAUAUGUGUUAUUUCAUAGUUUUGAUGUCUUCACUAUUAUUCUACAAUGUAGAAAAUAGUACAAAUAAAGAAAAAUCCUUGAAUGAGUAGGUGUCUCCAAACUUUUGACUGUGACUGUAUGUAAUGUUGUUAUGGAUGUUUGUCAGGGGUACAGGAAUUUCCAAGGGACAACUUCUUAAAACCACAAUGUUGCAGUACACAAUUCAAGUAUGGUACAUCAUUAUACAUAUUGGAUUUAAAAAAAUAUAUAUUUCGUGAGCAGUGCCUUGCUGUUUAUUUUUGUAUUGAGUACCUCCUAACAAACUAGCUAAACAAACUAGAGAAUUAGCUUCAAUUCAUAUGAUUCAGGAAGAGUGUACAACCUACUUAAGUGGACAAGUAUGCAGAAGUAGACCGUCACAAGUGUCAUCCCAAGACCUUUUCAAGCUGGAAAACCUGGAUCUGUAUGUUUCAAGUGUCACAGGAGAGGUGAUCUAGAAUCAGGUGCCCCCCUGUCUUAUUCAUUCUUGAUCGACAAGGCAAAACUGAUUCAAUGUGGCCCUCCGUACCUUGUUAAAGACCGAAUGCGGCAAGGACCUUUAGCAGGGGGACCUUAGCAGAGGGGUUAAGUAUAGAGUACACUUGUUGAAUGUCCUUUCUCCUUGACUAGGAAUAUUUUCAACACUAAGAGGAAGGACUUAUUUUAGCUCACAACAGGCUAACAUGAGUAGAAGUGACUAAAAGAGAUGUUCUGAAAUCCAUUAGUGCUCUACAGCUUUAUGAUAGUGAGAUUAUAGUUUCACCUUUGAUGGAUAUGUGCCAAUGGCUAUCAGAAUGUGUAGAAGAAUGCACCUGGUACUGACGAACCAGGAGUCUGCAUGUACUGUGAUAGGUUUAUACUGUCUCGAAAUUGACGAUCAGAUUUGCCAUUUUGGGUGUUUCCAUUUUUGUACUGCUGUGUGUGACUUCUGGUCUGUUUGAAUUGGCUACUCUUCUCUGGUGUUUCCACUUUGUCAUACACUUUAAACAUGAAUGUGGUUUAAUGUUUUGUAAACCUGUGUCACCUUUCCAUAAAUGAGACAUGUUUUGUAAAUAAAUGUUAAGAGAUUG